AUGACCCUUCUCGCGGCUCAACUUGAACACCACUCGCCCAUCCCUCAGCAUGAAUCCGCCGCCCUCCGCUCGUUCUACGACUCUGCCUGGGGCCGACAAUGGACGCCCCUAAACAACAUACGAGUCAUAGCGACACCUCCCGGCUCUCUUCCAGGACACAUCGACGACGAUGCACCCGUCAUCAAUAUCGCGACCUCCACACUCGAACUCGAACCCGGCACCCCGCUUGACCAGACCUACACCUGCUACGGCUCCCUUCACACGCUAUUUCUCGCCCUCGGAUUAGCAGAAGAUCACUUCGGCGAAGAAGGCGUGCUGGUGGUGCGGCCCGAGUACGAGCUGCUGAGAGAGCGGUUGAUGAGUGGGGAUUUGGAAAGGUUUGAAAGGGUGGUAGUCACGGGGCAUCCGGGCAUCGGUAAAACGAUGUGCAUGCUCUACAUUCUCCUAUACCGCCUUCAUCGCAAACUGCCCACUGCAAUCGAAGUCCGCUCCGGCGAGUUCACGAUUUUCGACGGUCAAGGCUGCACUACAUACACCAACCAAAUAUCUGCAUCAUCCGCUGCACACGAACGGUUGAAAGCGUGCUGGGCUCUGAGCGACAGCAACGCGCACGUAACUAUACCGAGCAUCUCAUUCGUCAGUCGUGCUGCUCGUGUGGUGCAGUUCACAUCUCCGGAGGAGAAGAGGUGGAAGGGGUGGAGUAAGGAGUGGGGAGCUGUGCUUGUUAUUAUGGAUCUGCCGACGAUGUUGGACAUCGCGGCCGUAGCACACGCGUACUCGCAUUCCCCCACCGAAGCCCUCACCCUCGCCUCAGAAUUCGGCCCAUCCCUCCGUACACUCCAAUCGCUGCUCGACGGCCAUCUAUACCUCGCCUCACUCCGCUCUCAAAUUCAAGAUCAAACACAACUCUUAUGCUCAGACGCCCAUCUAGCAUCGUCCCUGUCCGGCUUCAACCUCAUAGAACCCGACCACGAAAAAGUCGACGCGCUGGUCUAUCUCCGGCCUCUGCGCAGGUGGCGCUCGGCUGGUCAAGAGCUGAGAACCGACGAGGGCCAUAUAGUGAUACGGGCGGGAGAGGACGGGGUUCUUGUUGAGAAGCGCUGGAUGGCUGAGUACUGUAUCCCUUCGCACAGUCAACGCGAGAAUGUGAAGGAUGUGGAGCGUGGGUUAUCGACUGGGACGUCGUCCCAACUCUCCAGGGCACUUGGCUCGCUUACUACUCAUAAUGUGGAUGGACCAUGGCCUUGA
This is a messenger RNA of Peniophora sp. CBMAI 1063, 1248 nucleotides long. The record is from the annotation of a GenBank genome assembly. Lineage: Eukaryota; Fungi; Basidiomycota; Agaricomycetes; Russulales; Peniophoraceae.